CAGCUGUUUGAGGCCGCAGCAGCGGCGACGUCACUUCCGCUUCGUCUCGCACCUCCAUCUUGCACAAACAAGUCGGGAGCGAAAGCUGGAGCUGCCAGCGGCCGCUGCUGGGGAAAAAAAAAACACGGGGAACGGCGCAGCGAAUCACGCGCUUUUGGCAUCCUUUACAGAACAGUCAGCCGUUUCCCGGCACCUGCGACACUAUCGUCAUCUUCAGGAGGAGGAACUGACCUGCCAGCUUUCUGUCAUUUCACCCCUGACGUGAGCUCAGCGGUGGGGAGCAGCCGUAGAGUGAUGCGUGAGGGACUGUAAAGGGACCCAGAAGGCACUACGCGGAGGGUGUCGGCUCCUGCAGGCUCCAGCUGAAAGUGGAUGACCUUAUUAUGAAACAUGGACCAAGGUGUAGUUGACAGCCCUGUGACCCUUGUCAUCAAGGCGCCCAACCAAAAGUACGAUGAUCAGACCAUUAACUGUUUCUUGAACUGGACAGUGGAGAAACUGAAAACGCACCUAUCCAAAGUUUACCCCAGUAAGCCGUCUUCCAAGGAUCAGAGGCUGGUGUAUUCUGGACAGCUGCUUCUGGAUCACCUGCAGCUGAGAGAUGUCCUCAGAAAGCAAGAUGAGUAUCAUAUGGUUCACUUGGUUUGUACGUCCCACACACCCCCCGGCUCCCCCCAGCCUGGCAGCAGCUUCGGGCCCCCUGGGAUACCCUCGCCUAGUUCCUCGGGUUCAGGCUCCUCAGACGCUGCCCCACCUGCUGCGUCACCCAGCCAAGACGGCCAGCCCGGCUUCGCAGCUGGGGGUGGCGAUGGCCUGAGGCUCCGAGCUGGCUCCACCCAGAGUCUCGGCCAUCACCACAACCCCACCUUUGUGCAGGGGUACAUGGGGAACUUCCCCGCAGGCUUCCCAGCGUACCCUAUGUACCACCCCAUGCUCUGGUGGCAGCAGAUGUAUGUGCGUCAGUACUACAUGCAGUACCAAGCAGCAGCAGCUUCCUCCCAGGCUGCCCCCGCUGCCGUUGCCCCGAGCCUGCCCACAAGCUCCGCCCAGUCCCCACCUCCACAGCCCGCUCCAGCCAAUGGGCCGGCCCCCGAGGAGCGUCCAGCCAAUCCCAACAUCCAGAUGAAUGCCCAGGGCGGAGCCGUGUUGAACGACGACGAGCUGAACCGUGACUGGCUGGACUGGGUGUACACCGUGUCCCGCGCUGGAAUUUUGCUCAGCAUCGUCUACUUCUACUCCUCCUUCAGCCGCUUCGUCAUGGUGAUGGGCGCCAUGCUGCUCCUGUACCUGCGUCAGGCCGGCUGGUUUCCCUUCCGGCCCGAACUUGAGCCCCAGAACCCAGCGGCAGAGGGCAACCAGGAGGAUGGGGAGGUGGAACUUCGCCAUGACAUCCAGGAAAUGGAGCGCAUAAUGGAUGAGGGACUGGACGAAGAGGAGGGUGAGAGUGGGGAGGAAGGCCACGAGGACCCCGGUGGCACGGUCCAUAACGGCUUCCUGUCGUCUGCCUGGUCGUUCAUCACCACCUUCUUCACGUCGCUCAUCCCAGAAGGUCCUCCGCACGCUGCCAACUGAGCUCGCACAGUGCCGGGAGGUGCAGUUGAACGAGAUGUGACAACACGUGUGCCCGUGUUUGGGGGGCGGGGGCGCGGUGGACCUUCAACACAGUCCUACUAACAGUUGUAUCUGAUGUAAUAUCCUGUUUAAUAAUGACUUAAAAUGAUGAGGGUCCUUGCAAAGGAGAAACGCAGAUGCAAAAAAAUAUAAAACUUCUGCACCUAUUCUUUUAUCAUCUGAAAGUGUUUUUUUUUCUUUUCCUUUCUGAAUGAGGAAAAUAAAUUGAAAACGCAUCACGCUGGAUCACAUAUGUUAACCUGUGACCAGCUUGUUAGUUUCUUCUUUUGCACAUAAACAUAAAAAUAAAUGUAUUUACAUUAGAAAAAUACAUCUAAGAAGAAGGAACUAUGUUAACAUGCUGAGGAAAAAAACUUCCUUCUGUCCUUUCAGUGGUUGUUCUGGGCUUUUCUUUUGGGGGGGGGGGGGGGGGUAAUGGCUCUUCUUGGUAAUUUGAAGUGUUAGUUUGCCCAGGCUUAUUGAAGUUAGCGGUUAACCAGUCACUUUGGCUAAUAAUAGCAGGCGAGUAGGAAGUCAAAAUGCAGACCACCCUCCUGAUUUUAUCAAACAUUACACCCCCACCCCACCCACCUGGCCGUGCUGGAGGUUUCCUGUACCCGUAACGAUAUCAGGCCUGGGUGUUUCGUGUCUGAGACGUGUUCUAUGAAAUGAAUAUGCUUGCAUAAAUAGAAUUAAUGUGUUGCACUUUUAAAUUACCAGUACAUGCAUUUUACAGGAUAAUUAUUUUCCAGUUCCCGACACAGAAUAACAUACAGCACUGCUUUUCUAUAAUGUGUGCAAAGUCUAUUUUCACAAUUCAAUCUGUUAUGUUCUCUGAAGGAGAUGGCCAAUAGUAAUGACCAUUAAUGAUUACUGGCAAUGUAAUGAGACUGAAAAUAGAGAUGUCAGCUAUAAGGUUGAUGCUGACCGGGUUUGGCUUAUUAUUUAUAAUAAUAAAAGUCUUAACAUGUCA
Molecule: messenger RNA, 2584 nt
Organism: Paramormyrops kingsleyae
Lineage: Eukaryota; Metazoa; Chordata; Actinopteri; Osteoglossiformes; Mormyridae
Gene: herpud2
Product: HERPUD family member 2
Biological process (GO): endoplasmic reticulum unfolded protein response
Molecular function (GO): protein binding
Source: RefSeq, a predicted model, not a curated record